Messenger RNA from Linum tenue, 4001 nucleotides. The record is from the annotation of a GenBank genome assembly. NCBI's taxonomy places the organism in Eukaryota, Viridiplantae, Streptophyta, Magnoliopsida, Malpighiales, Linaceae.
GUGCACAGUCCAGUAGUCCACUUUUCCGCUCUGACGCUCUGUUUCCCUUUCUUCCUUCAAUUUGGUCCACUCCCAUUCCUACUUCCACUUCUCUCGCUGCUCCAGUCAGCUCCGAGUCCAAGCCACUGCGCGCCCUCCAGUCAUACCAUCGCUGCCGAUUGCAUGGGGGAGGUAGCGGUGGAAGUCGCACCGGCGGCGACAGAGACCUUCGAGAGGCCGACCGUCCGGGUCUCAAACAUCCCUCUAACCGCCGUCGCCAAAGACCUCCAAACCUUCCUCGAGUCCCAACUCGGCCCGGACUCGGUCUUCGCCGUCGAAAUCCUCACGGAGCGGAAGAACUGGAAGUCCCGGGGAUUCGGCCGCGUCCAGUUCUCUUCCCUGCCGAUCAAACGCAAGGCCGAAUCCCUGUCCCGCGAGGGGAGCCUGGUUUUCAAAUCCCGAGCCCUAGAAAUCUCAGAGACCUACGACGACAUUGUGCCCAGGCCCUUCGAUGAGCGCAACAGAAUAGAGAAGGGAACGCUGUACGCUGGUUUUAUGAGGUCGGAGAGGGAUUUGUGCACGUUGCAGUGCUGGGAAGGCGUGAGAGGAUGGGUUUUGCCGGAGAAGCAGAGGGUCGAGUUCUGGGUUUCAGUUGAGGAAGAGUGUUAUAAGCUGGUUUGGCCCUUUGAGGACAUUUUGGAGACUUUUGGGUGUUGUUGGGGGGAUGGUUGCAAAGUCACUGCACUUCUCUUGAAGGUACAAUUUGGUCCAAGAAUAUAUAAAAAAGUUUCUGGUCCUGAUGUUGCUUCGAGAUUCAACCAGGAUAGAUAUAACAUCUGCAUGGAAGACUACAACUUUGUUUGGGUACGUACAACUGACUUCUCUUCUGUGAAGUCAAUUGGCUCUUCGAAUGCAUUCUGUUUGGAAGCUGAUGAGGAAUCAGUUUCUGAAAUCUUCAAGUGUCUUCCUUAUUACGGGGGGCCUCUAAAAGAUCUGACUUUGGAGGACUGGUUUGAAUACUGUUCUGCAUCUGAAACAGUUCCAUUGGUAAAAACAGAUGCAAACAUAGAUUAUGAGAUCAUUUUCCAGCUUAACUCUCUUGUUCAUACUCAAAAGAUAAGCCUGGCAGCUGUAGAUGCUAAUCUUGUGAACAUCCUCAGUGGUCAGACUAUAGAGACUGCUACAAAGAUUCUCGAAAAGUUGCACCAGCUGAAUUCAAUGUGCUACAAUCCAGUGGACUUUGUGAAGACACAGUUAAGUGCUCCAAGCAGAAACCUUCAAGGACCUAUGGCAGCAUCUACGCGAAGCAGCUCCUCCACAAGUUAUAAAAAGAUAAUGUGUUGUCACAGGGCUUUGAUUACACCUUUAAAGAUUUACUGCUUAGGACCUGAGCUUGAAUCAUCUAAUUAUGUGGUAAAACACUUUGCUAAGCAUGCUGCAGACUUCAUGAGAGUGACUUUUGUUGAGGAAGACUGGAGCAAGCUUCCCCCUCAGUCGAUUUCCACAAGCAUCCAGCAAGAUAUAUUUGCAGCUCCUGUUAGAACCAAACUAUAUGACAGGAUAUUAACUAUACUUAAGCACGGGUUUGUGAUCGGAAAAAAGAAGUAUGAAUUUCUCGCAUUCUCAGCAAGUCAACUGAGGUCGAAUGCUGUUUGGAUGUUUGCUUCUAAUGAAGAAUUGAAAGCAGAACAUAUUCGAGAAUGGAUGGGUUGCUUCAACAAGAUCCGUAGUGUGUCAAAAUGUGCUGCAAGGAUGGGUCAACUAUUCAGUGCUUCUUCACAAACUGUAGAGGUUCCUGCCCAAGAAGUCGAGAUUAUUCCAGAUAUCGAAAUUACAACGGAUGAAGAUGUUACCUAUUGUUUCUCGGAUGGCAUAGGCAAAAUCUCUCUUCCUUUUGCUAGACAAGUUGCUGAAAAGUGUGGACUGAGUGAAACUCCAUCAGCAUUUCAAAUUCGAUAUGGUGGGUAUAAAGGUGUGAUUGCUGUCGACCGUAGUUCUUCCAGGAAACUGUCAUUGAGGCCUAGCAUGCUGAAAUUUGAGUCGGACAACAGGAUGCUUAAUGUUACAAAGGGGAGUGACGCGAUGCCUUGCUAUUUGAAUCGAGAGAUCAUUUCUCUCUUGUCUACCUUGGGUGUGAAGGAUGAAGCAUUUGAAUCUUUGCAACUUGAACAGCUGCAACAAGUGGGGCAAAUGCUCAGCAGUCGAGAUGCAGCUUUAGAUGUGUUGGAAAAUCUUGCUUGGGCUAAUGCAAAGCAUGUGUUGGUCAAAAUGCUGCUUCAAGGUGGUUAUGAGCCUAACCAGGAACCUUAUUUAUCAAUGAUGCUCCAAUCUUAUCAUGAAAGUCUGCUGUCAGAGUUGAAAGGUAGGUGUAGGGUAUUUGUCCCCAAGGGACGUGUUCUCAUUGGAUGUUUGGAUGAGAGUGGCAUCUUGGAAUAUGGCCAAGUUUAUGUGCGUUUGAAAAGGACAAAAGCAGAGGAGCUACAAUGUGGGGAUCAGAGUUACUUCAGGAAGGUGGAUGAUAAGACAUCUGUGUUGACAGGGAAGGUGGUCGUCACUAAAAAUCCAUGUUUGCAUCCAGGUGAUAUCAGAGUGCUUGAGGCCGUGUAUUCUGAGGUCUUGGAAGAGAAGGGUUUGUUCGACUGCAUUCUAUUUCCCCAGAAGGGACCAAGGCCACAUCCAAAUGAAUGCUCGGGCGGUGACCUCGAUGGUGACCUGUUCUUCAUAAGUUGGGACAAAGACCUCAUCCCACCUCAAGUCGUGCCUCCCAUGGACUACCUCGGAGGAAGACCUCGAAUCAUGGAUCACAAAGUCAGUUUAGAGCAGGAAAUACACAAAUUCUUCGUCGAUUACAUGGUGAACGACACGCUGGGUGCCAUCUCCACCGCACAUCUAGUCCUCGCGGACCGCGAACCAGAAAAGGCCUGUAGCUCAAAGUGCUUGGAGUUGGCUCAACUCCACUCCAUGGCAGUCGACUUCGCCAAAACAGGAGCACCAGCCGCCAUGCCCAGGUACCUAAAACCCAGAGAGUACCCCGACUUCAUGGAGCGAACCGAGAAGCCAAUGUACAUCUCCACUGGAGUUCUCGGCAAGCUCUACCGAGCCACCCUCGAAUCUUCCGCGCGAGCUGGGGUCACCUUCGUCUGGUCAAAGGAGGUCGCCGAAGCAGCUUACGACCUGGACCUUGAAGUGGAAGGCUUCCGGGACUUCCUGCCGCUAGCCGAGGCCCACAAGGACAUGUACGUGGAGAAACUGAGCAUGCUGAUGAACUACUACGACGCGAAGCACGAGGACGAGAUCAUGACCGGGAAUCUGCGCAGAAAGGCGGCAUAUCUUCAGCGGGACAACCGGAGGUACGGCGAGACGAAGGAUCGGAUUCUCGUGGCGACGAAGAGCUUGCAGAUGGAAGCGAAAGAGUGGUUCGAGAAUGGAUGCAGCGUGAAGCAACGUCAGCAGCUGGCGUCUGCGUGGUACCACGUAACGUACCAUCCGGAUUAUUUCGAAGAAGGCACGACGACGACGUGCUUGAGCUUUCCAUGGAUCGUCGUCGACACUCUUCUUGGGAUCAAAUCCGCGAACCGUCGAGACAUGUUGGUCGAUCAGGAGACAACGACGACGGAUUAACUGCACCUAGUUUCGUCAUGUCUAAUCGAGCAUCAUCUUGCCGAGAAUGUGAGUGAGAAAUCCUGACGAUAUCAACGCGUGCUGUGCAGGUGACUUUUGCCAUCACGAAUGAAAUGGUUUCGACUGUCAUAGUCACAGGAGUCCUACUCUUGCUAAUGGAAUCAUGAGGAAGAUAAUGUUUGAUUAAGAUAACUUUUAUGUUACCAGCCGGUUGAUUGAAUAGGGAUAAUGAUAACAAUCUGCCGAGCUGUGCCCAACUUACCAAGUUGAAUUAGCCAAUGUAUUGAUCAAAGUGGAGGAGCUAAUUGGGUGGGUUAGGAGAUGGAUUAGUGCGUUAGGUACAACUUGAUUAUAGCAAUUGGAAGUGCAAUUAAAUUAAGUGGUUCAUAUUUUGGAUGUUA